AUGAGGGGCCCCCCCCCGGCCCCCCCCACCCCCCCCGGCAGUGGGGACCCCCCCGGGACCCCCCCGAGUGGGGGGGGGGGCAGAGAGGGGGGGUACAAGGAGGAGAAUGAGCGGCUCUUUGGAGAGUUCCUGGCCCUGUGCACCCCGCUGACAUCCGACCACCCCGAGGUGCUCCCGUUCCUGUGCUCCCGGCACCACAAAACCAGCUCCGGUUUCCUGGCCUCCGCUGAGCUCCGGAACGUGCUGAGCCGCUGCCUGCGGCGCGUGCGCCGGCGCCACGCCAAGGUCUACGUGUACAUCAAUGAGCUCUGCACCACGCUCAAGGCUCACUCCCUGCGCCGCAAGCUCCCGCUACAACCGGCCCCCGGCCCCCCCCCCUCGGCGCAGCCGGCGCCGGAGCCGCCACCGGCUCCGUCCUCCCCUCCCGGCGCCGCCACCGGCUCCAAGCGGCAGAUCCGCUACCUGGAGAACCUGCUGCGCGUGUACACGGGGGAGAUCCGGCGCCUGCAGGAGCGCGAGCUGGACCUGGCCGAGCUGGACAGCGAGGACUCGGCCUACCUGCAGGAGAGCCGGCUCAAGCGCCGCAUGAUGCGCAUCUUCGGGCGCCUGUGCCAGCUCAAGCGCUGCAGCAGCCUGACCGGGCGGGUGCUGGAGCAGCGCAUCCCCUACCGCGGCACCCGCUACCCGGAGGUCAACCGGCGCAUCGAGCGCUUCAUCAACCGCCCCGACGCCUUCCCCGACUACAGCGACAUCCUCAAGGUCAUCCAGAAGGCCAACGCGCGGCACCGCCUGGGGCUGGCGCGGAGGCACAUGGAGAGCAUGGCUCAAGAUGCCUUCCGGGAGGUGGGCAACCGCCUGCAGGAGAGGAGGCAUCUGGACCUGGUCUACAACUUCGGGAGUCACCUGACGGAUCAGUACCGGCCUGGCACGGACCCGGCUCUGAUGGACCCGGAGCUGGCCAAGAGGCUCCGGCGCAACAGGACCAUGGCUCUGAGCCGCCUGGACCAGGUCAUCUCCCACUAUGCCCAGUUACAGGAUGAGAGUGAGGAGGAGGAGAGGGGCAGGAAGCGGCGCCGGGGCACCCCAGGGAAGAGCCAGCCCAGGGAGGAAGAGGAAGAGGAGGAGACAGAGGAAGAGACAGAGGAGGAAGAGGAGGAGGAUGAGGAGGAGGAGGGGGAGGAAGGGGACAGCUCCGAUGGCUCCCAUGGCAAGAGGGAGGAGGCGGAUGAAGGGGACCCCAUGGAGCUCAAUGCCCCCCAUGGAAGGGAUGAGGAUGAUGAAGGUGCCACCUCCAAGCCCAUCAUCCCCUAUGGGAGCCCCAAAGGGGACCCUAUAGAGCUCAACACCCCCCAUGGAAGCGGGGAGGAUGAUGAAGGUGCCGCUUCCAAGCCCAUUAUUCCCUAUGGAAGCCCCAAAGGGGACCCUAUAGAGCUCAAUGCCCCCCAUGGAAGGGAUGAGGAUGAUGAAGGUGCCGCUUCCAAGCCCUCCAUCCCCUAUGGAAGCCCCAAAGGGGACCCUAUGGAGCUCAGUGCCCCCCAUGGCAAAGGGGGUGAGGAUGAUGAAGGUGCCACCUCCAAGCCCAUCAUUCCCUAUGGGAGCCCCAAAGGGGACCCUAUAGAGCUCAAUGCCCCCCAUGGAAGGGAUGAGGAUGACGAAGGUGCCGCUUCCAAGCCCUCCAUCCCCUAUGGAAGCCCCAAAGGGGACCCUAUGGAGCUCAACACCCCCCCAUAGCAAGGGGGAUGAGGAUGAUGAAGGUGCCGCUUCCAAGCCCAUCAUUCCCUAUGGAAGCCCCAAAGGGGAGGAAGGUCCCGAUGUCCCCCCUAGCAAGGAUGCAUCCGAUGCCCCCCAUGGCCAAGCCAAGCAGGAGGCCCCCAUUACACCAGGUGCUGUCCCUAUGGAAGUGAUGCCCAAGACCCCCGAGGAGCUCUUCAUGGUGGAGAUCGAGACCUUGCCCAUGGAAGCCAAUGAGACCCCCCCGGGCUCCCCCCACACUAUGGGGUUGGGGUCAGAGGCCAAGCCCAAGGGGGUCUCACCCCCUCCAUCCCCCCCCCAUUCCCAAUCCCUAUCCCGGCCCAUCCAGGACCAUUGGGGAAGGGAGCGGGGGGGGGGGAGCCCCCCCCACCUUCCGGGUCCCCUUUGGCCUGUACCCCACAGGGAAGAGGGGGUUCCCAUUGGAGAAUGGGGGGGGGGCCACCAUCAGCUCCACCAGCUGCAAUGGGAGCGCCGAGGAGGGGGGGGACCCCCCCGUGCCCCCCCAUAAGAGGAGCCGAAGGGAACUGCCUGGGGGGGGAAGCCCCUGCAUCGAGGUGCACAGCGUGGGCUCCGAGGACGAGGAGGAGCAGCCGCAGCAGCAGCGGGGGGGGGCGUGGCCUGGGGCGGGCACAGCCGCGGGGGGCGGAGCCCGGAACAGCCCCGUGCCCGACUCCACCCGCGCAGACUCCCCCGGGGGGGAGGUCGUGAGCAGCAGCAGCCACAGCAGGGCACGGAAGAUGAACGUGGCGACCCAGUGCGACCCGGAGGAGAUCAUCGUGCUCUCGGACUCGGAUUAGCCCCGCCCCCUUCCCCUCCCAAGCCC
Molecule: messenger RNA, 2575 nt
Organism: Melopsittacus undulatus (budgerigar)
Lineage: Eukaryota; Metazoa; Chordata; Aves; Psittaciformes; Psittaculidae
Gene: DAXX
Product: death domain associated protein
Exons: 8
Coding region: 1-1731 (576 amino acids)
Biological process (GO): nucleosome assembly; regulation of apoptotic process; negative regulation of DNA-templated transcription
Cellular component (GO): PML body; nucleus
Molecular function (GO): histone binding; transcription corepressor activity; transcription coactivator activity
Source: RefSeq, a predicted model, not a curated record